Messenger RNA from Fonsecaea multimorphosa CBS 102226, 1866 nucleotides. RefSeq lists its product as uncharacterized. Bases 1 to 1866 code for a protein of 621 amino acids. Gene Ontology annotation, molecular function: DNA-binding transcription factor activity, RNA polymerase II-specific; zinc ion binding; sequence-specific DNA binding. Gene Ontology annotation, biological process: positive regulation of transcription by RNA polymerase II; DNA-templated transcription. The record is from RefSeq and is a predicted model, not a curated record. The transcript is spliced from 2 exons. Lineage: Eukaryota; Fungi; Ascomycota; Eurotiomycetes; Chaetothyriales; Herpotrichiellaceae.
AUGCACAGCUGCCUGAUUGUCGACUCUGCCAGAAAGCAAGAGUUGAAUGCACGAUCCUUGAUGGAAGCCUUGAUCAACCUCUACCGCGAAGGUUCAAGUUAUGUUUUGUCGCUUCUUUCACGCCUCGAGCAGCUGCGUGUGAUCAAGAACGCGUCCCACCAGUCAAAAUUAGCGGUCUCGCGUCCACAAGCAUCUCCCGGUCAGAACGAAUGGGCUUCUUCCCUGCAUUCCGCAAAUCCAUUCGUCCCACGCGUCUCGGGAAAAUCAUUUGACUUGCUGAUCGACACGACAUCAGGGGACUGUCACUCAUCUCGUUUCUUUGGCUCUAGCUCGAGCCUGAGUUUGGCGGUAGAGGUCCUUUGUCUUGCACGGUGCAGAGGCAUCGUCGUGGAACAAAAUGAUGUCCCUCACCGCGAACGACCGGUCGAGGUCAAUCCGCGUGUCCGGGACCACGUCGUCGACGCCCAAGCCGUACGCUCUCUGGUGGAUGUUUAUUUUCGUUCUUGGGGCAAAGUCUACACCUUCGUUGACGAGGCCUUGGUAAGAGCGGACCUGGAGACCUACAUCGCCCUCAACCAAUCCGGACCAAGACUUUCGCAGCCGGAACGCACGCCUUCAGAGACUCACCAAUGUUUCCGAAUCAGCAUGAUCUGUGCGAUUGCCUGCUCUGUUCAAGCGCGAUCUUCCGACUUGGCCGCGGCGGAAAGUAGACGGUUUUACGCGGAAGCGCUCACAUGCGUCGAGCAGGUCACUUCAGAAGUCUCGGUUGCAACCCUGAGAGCCCUGUCCUUGCUGAGCGGGUACUGUCUGAUGAAUCCCCAGCAGGGUGAUGUCUGGAAGAUCCUAAACUACGCAUGCAGAUUGAGCCUGGAGCUUGGCUACCACACCGAGGAUCCCGAGCGCGUCGAGGAUGAAUCAGAGCAGCGAGGACGCCGAGCAACCUUUUGGGCAUUGUACACUCUCGAACGCAUUGUGGGCCAGUACUUUGGUCGGAGCUCAGACCUCCCCGAAACCAUCAUCACCACCGAGCAUCCAAGCCCGGUCGUCACUGACGGGCCCUUGUCAGAUUGCUCCCUGGCCGUGUACCACACGCAGUACGCCUACUUUCGCGCGGAAAUCUACCGGCACCUGUACUUCCCCGCCACGAUGCCUGAACUAGGCGUCGGAUGGCAUCAGCAAAAGUAUAUCCAGCUCUCGGCCUGGCACCCAGCACAUCUAUCCGUUGUCAACAGAGACGGCAACGCCUUUCAGGCGUGCCUGAUCGGGUACCACGGAGCCGUCACCUUGUUGUUCCAGCCCUUGAUCCUCCACGCACUCUCCGCCGCCCAGAAGCAACAAGGCCGCCGUGGCCUGGUGCCGCCAUUCGACCACCCGCAGUGCUCUGCCACGGGUCCGGCGGCACCUCGAUCGCCCGUCUCCUUGCCCCCAGAGGCGUACUGGUCGGCCUGUUCUCACAUUCAAGCUUAUCACGAUGUCUUCCACGCCAGACAGGACGAUCCACGUGCUCUUUACCCCGUCACCAUCAUAUCGGCCUACGGCGUCUACAACUCGGGCUUGAUCAUCAUGGCUUUCUGCCUCUUGGACCUCGACGACUCUCUGCACCUGCUGGACCCUACUAUCGUGUCUUUGGACCUCGCAUCUCCACGGUCCUCGGCCGCGCAAGGUGCUCCAACUGCCGCCAGCGGCUCCCCACCCUCGUCCACACGCAGAGAUCUGUACAACAACCUCUGUGAAACGACGGCGUCGUGCCUUGCGCUGCUCACGUGGCUCUCUCAGAAAUUCCCUUCCCUGAUAGGCAUGCUGAAUACCUAUCAAGCUCUUUAUGUGAAGCUUGUUCCAGCAAUGAUUAGGAAAGGCUUGGCCUGA